UGUGAUGUCUUUCCUGAAGUACUUUAUUUUUGUGUUUACAGUAAAUUUUAUGCUGAAGGACAUUUCGUCAAUAUCAGGACACAGUUUCUGGAAAAUUAAAGAGUUGGUGGAAAAUCGGCGGGAAAAGUCAGCCAUACAUGACUACAGAAGAUUAUAUGGCAGUGGUCAGUUUAUAGAAGAGGUUCUUUUGACUCAACCACUGGAUCACUUUGAUGCAUAUUCUUCUAGGACAUACAAACAGAAAAUUUAUAUCAAUGCAAAGAACUGGAACAAACCCAAUGGUCCUAUUUUCCUGUACAUAGGAGGAGAGGUAGCACUUUCAAACAGAUCUGCUUAUUCUGGUCACCAUGUUCAGAUGGCCAAGCUCUUUGGUGCCAUGGUUGUGGCUGCUGAGCACCGUUUCUAUGGCGACAGCAUCAACGAUGAUGGUUUACAUCUAGAUCAACUUCAACACUUGUCCAGUCAACAAGGGCUAGCUGAUUUGACAAAAGUCCAUAAUUACAUUACUACAAGGUACGAGUUAAAUGAUAAUAAGUGGAUCUGUUUUGGUGGAAGUUAUCCUGGAGCAUUAUCUGCAUGGUUCCGCUUAAAGUUUCCACAUCUGGUGUUUGGAGCAGUGGCCUCUUCAGCUCCUGUACAAGCUCAGACUGACUUUCAAGGUUACAAUGAGGUGGUGGCUCAAAGUUUAGCAGAUCCAGCAGUGGGAGGAAGUAAGCAGUGUACUGCACAAGUAGCUGAGGCCUUCCAGAAAAUAGACAGAAUGGUCAGUGGCCAACAAACCAAAGGGCUUGCAAAGGAUUUCCUGUCCUGUGGGUCACUUUCUGAGCCAAAUGACCAGAAGGUCUUUGUCAACAUUUUAGCAGCAAUUUUUAUGGGAAUAGUGCAAUUCAAUAAUGAAUUCCCUUUUCUGAAUAUCAAAAAUCUCUGUAACAUUAUGAGAGAGUCAGGAGAUUCCUACAGCAAUCUUCAAAAAAUAAAUCAGAUGAUGAUGAAGUUAACCAAUCAGAGUUGUGUUGACAAUAGAUACUCCAGCUACCUGUCGUACCUGAGAAAUCAAACAGUAGACAGACGUGCAUUGAAGCUGAGCAUAAGACAGUGGAUCUGGCAGACCUGCACACAGUUUGGCUAUUAUAUGACUUGUAAAGAUGGAACUAGCUGUCCUUUCUCCAGACUUAUGACCUUGGAAUCACACCUUGCCUUAUGUAAAGAGGUGUACAAAAUCUCUGAGAACAUGGUGCCUAAAUUUGUACAGUUCACCAAUGACUAUUAUGGUGCUAAUCAUCCAAAAGGCACUAGGAUUAUUUUUGUCAAUGGCUCCAUAGAUCCCUGGCACUUCCUGAGUGUCCUCAAGUCAGACCAGGUCUCUGGAGAGGUUGCUGUCUUCAUCAAUGGAACUGCCCACUGUGCUGACAUGGCAACCCAAAAAUCUACAGAUCCACAGUCUCUCAAGGAGGCCAGACUUGUGAUACAGAAAGAGAUUGCAUCUUGGCUAAAAGAAACUUAGGGAUAUUCUGCUUUCUGAAUUAAUUGUCUUUCUUACGGUCCCAUCGAAUCCCAAAUGUGCCAAGAUCUGCUUUUAAUAAUGUAUAGUUGAACUUGCAGUUACGUUGAAUACUAGGUAACUGUUGAAGUGAGUGUCAAAGUAACUAUCCAAUCAUAAUUGAAACAGAGAUUAAUAUCUCAUCAAAGUUGCUGUUUUAUAUGUCCUCCGCUGGGACAGAAUACCAAUAUGAAAAUUAAUGUUUGAGCAUGCUCUCAAUAUCACAUUGAAUAAAUUAUGUAAACUGAGCGAUGGAAUUAGAUGAUUAUACAUUUUUUUGUGUAUUGAUAUGCUUUUAAA
Molecule: messenger RNA, 1840 nt
Organism: Saccostrea echinata
Lineage: Eukaryota; Metazoa; Mollusca; Bivalvia; Ostreida; Ostreidae
Product: thymus-specific serine protease-like
Exons: 11
Coding region: 5-1504 (499 amino acids)
Biological process (GO): proteolysis
Cellular component (GO): lysosome; endosome
Molecular function (GO): dipeptidyl-peptidase activity; serine-type exopeptidase activity
Source: RefSeq, a predicted model, not a curated record